CUGAUUGGUCCGUUGUUAAGUAUGAUUGACACUCCAGAAAGGCCCAUGUGCCAUUAUCAUGAUGUCAUGUCAUUGAGAUUACACACACAUACUCACACCUACACCCCGCCCACAUAUACAACCACACACUGUAGACCUAUAUACAGUGUUUUACAACUACAACAAAUAACGACACAGACGCAUCGUACGCUACUGGUUAAUGAAUGUAACAUUAACGAUCUAGGCAAAUAUUAAUAUUUUCACUGAAGUGUUCCUUUGCAAAGAGUGUAGCCCUGUGUAUUCAAUUGUGACCAAUUUCAGGAUUUCCUAUUUAAGGCCUUCUAUCUGUAAAUGAUUGAUAAGAUUUCAUUAAUGUUAACAACAGGGUGCCACGCUAGAGAAAGUCACUUCCGGGGCAAAUCAUGCCAUCAUGGACCUAUUAUGCCAUCAUGCAUCCUGACUGGAAAUUCCCGAGAGACCUCUUUAUAAUAGGCCAACAUUCGCAAUUUCUUUCGAGUUCAAUGUAGCCAGAACCUAAAAGAAACAGUUUUGGGAGCGACUUUUUCACGGUUUUAUAUAUAAUACAUUAUUUUGAUCCUGCAUAUAAGCGCAACAUGUGUGAAGCCCGAAAUCAGUCGCUGCUGCUCAGUGAGCUAAGGCAGUACAGAAUAAAGUAUGUAGACAUUCCACCUGAUGAGCAAACUCGAGCCAAAGCAAUCGUGCAAGAUAUCAAGCAAAAAUUUCAACAAUACAACAGUGGAUCACCAUACAAUUUUAGACAAAUCUUCCAUCAGGGGAGCUCAUAUGAGGGGUUGAAGGUGAUAAAGGCAGAUGAGUUCGACCUUUUGGUUCCUCUUAACUUAAACAACCAUGACUGGAUAAUCGCUACUUCAAGUCAACAGGGAACGUCAGGUUAUUAUAUGAUCACAAAGCAGCACGGAUCAACUGUUACAACGUGUGAUAAUUUUACCGAGCAAGGUGGAUUAAUUCCAGCAAAAGUACGGCAGAACAUGCAGUCGGUGGUCCAAAGAGCCGUCAACAGCAUGAGCGGUAGAAAUUUUAGUAUCAACCUCAGACCUACUGGCCCAGCCAUCACUCUACAUGUCGUCUACGAUUACGGCAAAGAAUUGUCCAUCGACAUUGUUCCUUGUUUGCAGCUGAACGGUCGAAGUUUUGUCGCCAAAAGCCCUCCUAAUUCGUUAAGAAAUACCAAAAGUAACGUGUAUGAUCGUAUGUGGAGAGAGAGUUUCUCCGAGCAAGAGAAGGCAAUAAUCACUCAAAUGGAUGAGAUGAAUGAAUGCCGUCGAGAUUGCUUAAAAAUCCUUAAGACAAUCCAAAAGAAGAGAGGAGUAUCGCAACUUGGAAUGUUGUCGUCAUAUCACCUGAAGACUUGCUUGCUGUAUCUCAACAACGAUCGGCCUCAUCUUAGAUGGCAUCAGAACGACUUGGCCGACAGAUUCAGGGAUCUAGUGAAUACAUUGAUGGAGUUCCUUGAAAAUCGUAACAUGCCAAACUUCUUUUGCAGAUCAGUGAAUCUGUUUGACCGAUAUGAUACUGACUCACUGAAGAACAUUCUCGGCUGGUUGAGAAGGGUUAUGCGAAGCGAUGAGAGCAUUAUCAAUCAUCUGCUACAUGAAAGUUUCCGAUGUGAAAGUGGUUUUAUGGAGCCUAAUUCAAACUUUGACAUUUUUGUAGUCAAUACAGAUGGUAAAACCAUUAAUUACCGUAACAUGCAGAGAUCUACUACUGUGAGACAACUAAAAGUCGAGAUAUCAAAAAAGGAAGGUAUGCCUAUAGACCAACAGCGAUUGACAUUUCAAAGCACACCCCUAGAAGAUGGUCAAACAUUGGAAGACUAUGGCAUCCAACAGGGGAGUACAAUUUAUCUGCUUGGGAGACUGCGGGGUGGAAUGGUGGAAAUAGUCACCGAAUUUAUAACAUACCUUACAAUGUUUUGAAAUUACGAGGCGAUUAAUGAAAUAUAUUAUUUCUAAAUACUAUAUAUAUGUGUAUAUUUACAUAUAAAUGUAAAUGUAUGCCUAUAAAUAAAUAAUUAAAAUUAAUUCAAAAUAAGAAAUCAGAAAAAAAACCGCUACGUGUACACUCUGCAGGUGGAAAACGGCGCUGUGAGCACUCUACCAAUAGAUAAAUACGUGCGCCUUAUAAGAUGACAUUAUUAUUAUUAUUAUUAUUAUUAUUAUUAUUAUUAUUAUUAUUAUUAUUAUUAUUAUUAUUAUUAUUAUUAUUAUUAUUAUUAUUUAUAAAUCAUGGUGCAUAUCGAAGCCCUCUUGCGGUAAUGCUGUAAUAAAAAAUGUUGAACGUUAGUUCUAAAGAUUGAUCUGCGAGUGUAAAAUAGGUUGCCCCCAACCACCGGGAUUCGAACCCGGAACCUUCUGCUGUUUAUGCAGAUGACCUAACCAAAUAUUUAGAUAUAUUAGUUUUUAAUUUAUUAAUUUGUAAUUGUAAUUGUAGCGUUUUGUAUCCAAAAAAAAUGUCGCGGUACAAAAAUUACAUACAUACAUGGUGUAUGAUUGUUACUGAUGUUUUGUAAUUGGCGUGACGUGGUGUAUGUACAUUAUAUACUAUAUUAAUAUUGAGUUAUUUAGAAAGCCUCUUGAUAGGCCUGGGCUAAUAACCAGGCAUUCAGCGUGUACUAGGAAUACUAUUUUUGUAUUAGGCCUGUAGAGCCUAUACAUAUUUUGGUAGUUGAUAUUUGUCUGAAAAAUAAAUAUAUGAUUAAAUGUUAA
Molecule: messenger RNA, 2726 nt
Organism: Anneissia japonica
Lineage: Eukaryota; Metazoa; Echinodermata; Crinoidea; Comatulida; Comatulidae
Product: protein mab-21-like
Exons: 3
Coding region: 594-1937 (447 amino acids)
Molecular function (GO): protein binding
Source: RefSeq, a predicted model, not a curated record